CCUUCCUUCGCAUCACGAGCGGUUUUGCGUUCCCUCGUAUACUCUACUGCUGAUCACACUUCGCUCCUCGCUUAAUUCCUCAUUUCCCCGUUAUUACACGAGAAAUGAUCCACCAAAAAAGUUUAGCCGACUGAUCCUUCGAACUUCGAAACCUUUAAAACUUGACACCUACUAAUUCAUUUCAUUUAACUUGUAAUUUUUUUUUUUGUUUCAAAUUUACCCGAGCAACUCUCUCUCUCCCUCUCUCUUGGAAGCUACUGUCUAACCAUUUUUUUUUUUUACUCCUUUUGCUUUUGUGCGGCGCCACCAACCCUAAACUUUGACACCUCCAACGAGCAAAGAAAGGGGAAAGAGAUAUGAGCGGAAAGAAGGGAUGGCGGCGGUGGUGCGAGCGGCGGUGAUGAGGCGGUGCGAGUGGUGGCGUGAGCAGCGGCGAAGCGAGAUAGAGGAAAGGGAAAAUAAAGGGGGCUACACGGAUGUUUUCCGGCGACCUGGACUACGAUUGCGAGGGUUCGUGGCGGCGCUGGCAGCGGUGCUUUGGCUAACGGAUCCAGAGCGGCGGCGACAGAUGCAGGCGGAGGAACAUUGGGUUUCUUAAAUGUUGAUUCUGAAGUUUAUUUAUGAAUGCAACAUUAUCAACAAAAAUUCAUUAGGAACAACAACACAUUAUAACAACAUAACUUUUGAUCGAUGUCGUAGGAUGCAAAAAUGAUCCAUUAGGCUUUGAUUGAUUUGGUUUCUUCAGCCGAUGUCGAAGGGGUGCGCGUGCGUGUGAGAAACGAAGGGGGAGAGGAGUGUGUGGUAGACUAGUGAAAAAGGGGUAAAAUUGGAUAGAAAAGCUAAGUGAGAAGGGCAAAUUUGGAAGGAAAAGCCUUUUAUAAAGUGGUUGCCAACUGUUGCGUUUUUAAUUAGAUCGCCUGAUAGCGUCGUGGUCUUUAGCAUUUCUCACCGACUGCGAAGGGAGAGCGAAUAAAAAAAGGCAAAUCAAAUUCGAGAGAAGGAGAGAAUUUAGAGAGGGAAAGGAUGAAGAUCACGGCGUUGUUGGUGCUUAAAUGCACGGGCGAGGGAUCCGAUCCGGUGAUUCUGGCAAACGCUUCCGAUGUCAGCCACUUCGGCUACUUCCAGCGUUCCAGCGUUAAGGAAUUCAUCGUUUUCGUUGGUCGUACAGUCGCCAGUCGCACUCCUCAGGGCCAACGCCAAUCCGUACAACACGAAGAGUACAAGGUGCACACAUACAACAGGAAUGGUCUUUGCGCGUUGGGAUUUAUGGAUGAUCAUUACCCGAUUCGGAGUGCGUUUUCUCUUCUCAAUCAGGUAAUAGAUGAAUAUCAAAAAAACUUUGGCGAGUCAUGGAGAAAUGCUCAGGAAGACAGUACUCAACCAUGGCCCUAUUUGAAUGAAGCUCUGGCAAAAUUCCAGGAUCCUGCAGAGGCAGACAAGUUGAUGAAAAUCCAGAGAGAGUUGGAUGAAACCAAAAUCAUCCUUCAUAAAACUAUUGAUAGUGUGCUAGCUAGAGGGGAGAAGCUGGAUAGUUUAGUUGAGAAGAGUUCUGAUCUGAGUGCCGCUUCGCAGAUGUUCUACAAACAGGCCAAGAAAACCAAUCAGUGUUGUACCAUAUUGUAAUCAAGCUUCCAAGUCUUUCAUUAUGCAGCGUGCUCACUUGAAUCCUGUUCCGACAUGGAGACUGUUGGAUAGGAUAAAAUAGCUUCAUAUGUCUAUAUCACUCCAUUGUUUGCUUGGUUAAAAUUAUGUGAUUUACCACGAUACAUGUACUGUCUUACCGUGUUGACAAAUUCAAAUUCCCAUUUACCUUGUUGUGAUGUUGACUGAUAAUUUAUAGUAUGCAUAAAUUAUUGUUUUGGUGGAGUCAUUCCAUGUUAAUUUGUUGUUGAAUAUUGACAGAUUGUCAUGUACCCUCACGGUCCCUGCAUUUGUUAUUUAUUUUCUUGACCUUGGAGUGGUUCUUGCGUA
Glycine soja is the source of this 1971-nucleotide messenger RNA. Its product is annotated as VAMP-like protein YKT61. The transcript is spliced from 6 exons. Gene Ontology annotation, biological process: endoplasmic reticulum to Golgi vesicle-mediated transport. Gene Ontology annotation, molecular function: SNAP receptor activity. Bases 1024 to 1623 code for a protein of 199 amino acids. The record is from RefSeq and is a predicted model, not a curated record. NCBI's taxonomy places the organism in Eukaryota, Viridiplantae, Streptophyta, Magnoliopsida, Fabales, Fabaceae. Gene Ontology annotation, cellular component: membrane; Golgi apparatus.